AUGGUCGCUUCAUAUACGGCGGGACACGUGAGCUUCUACUCGGAUAUAUUGAGUAUUUCUCGCCACACAUGCCUCCAGAUCCACCGGGGCACUGCUUGGAUGGUGAGCGGCUUGUUAGUUCUACAUGUUGUCCUAAUUUCCACUAUCCAGAGAGGUCUCUCAUUGGAUCGAACGAGCAACGUUUUUGCACUUACUGGGGGCGGAUGUGUAGUGGGACUCGCAGUCUUUGCACUGCCGUACAUUCACCGUCACAUCUUCGAAGUGUUCCUUCGAACCCAUCAGGUCCUUGCAUAUAUUCUUUUAUAUGUGACAUGGCGGCAUGUUGGAUCUGUCAAUCGCCUUUCAAGGAUUUGUAUCAUUACUACAUUUGUGUUGCUUUCAAUAGCACUUCUACUACAGCUUGGCUUCCUGAUCUAUCGGAAUAAAGUUUUCUCGUUGCAUGGAUGGCCUCGGGCGCGGGUUUCCUGUAACCGCCCGAAAAUCGAAGGCAAAGAUGAUUCUGAUGUAAUCAUUCAAGUUCGCGUGGCUCUCACACGACCGGCCAGGAUUGAAGCGGGACAGUACAUCAAUUUGUGGAUGCCUUCGGUGACCUGGUGGUCAUGGGCACAAGUACAUCCAUUCAUGGUCACCUCGUGGUCUCACAGCGCCCAGGAGGCGCUGGACAUACUGAUUCAGCCUCGGCAUGGGUUUUCUCGCGAAUUACUAAAGCAUGCCCGUGCGGCUCCACAGGGAUCUGCUUCGUUGCGCGCGUUGAUCAUCGGACCACAUGGCAUGAGUGAAAACGUCGAUCGCUAUGAGAGUGUUGUGCUCGUGGCAAGUGGCUUUGGUAUCGCAGCCGCCAUUCCGUAUCUCAAAAAGCUCGUGUAUAGCUACAACACCUCGGCAUCUCGAACGAGAAGAGUGCAUCUUGUAUGGGAGGUUGAAACUCUUGAUAUCGCGAUCGCGGUGCAAGCAACCCUGAACAGCCUACUUGAAGAUGACAUCUUAAAAAAGCGUUACAUCUUGACCAUCUCGAUCUAUGUGAAAUCCGGUCAGAUCAUUGGCGACGUGAUGAAAUUCGGAAACCACGACCGAGCUGUUGUUUACAAUCGACGUGCAGACUAUGAUCAGAUCCUGCAGGCGGAAAUUUCUGGGGAGCUCAUUGAAAGACUUCCGAACACCCAAGAAGAGAAGGGAGAGUCAUUAGUGAUGGUGGCGGCAUCCUGUCAGGUCCGCGAUCAGAUUCGAUUAGUUCUUCGAGACUUUGUACACCAGAAAGCGAAAAUGGCUACCCUUGAGUUUCAGCCUUGA
Messenger RNA from Talaromyces marneffei, 1290 nucleotides. RefSeq lists its product as uncharacterized. The record is from RefSeq and is a predicted model, not a curated record. Gene Ontology annotation, cellular component: plasma membrane. Gene Ontology annotation, biological process: intracellular iron ion homeostasis; iron ion transport; copper ion import. Gene Ontology annotation, molecular function: ferric-chelate reductase activity. The transcript is spliced from 5 exons. NCBI's taxonomy places the organism in Eukaryota, Fungi, Ascomycota, Eurotiomycetes, Eurotiales, Trichocomaceae. Bases 1 to 1290 code for a protein of 429 amino acids.